This is a messenger RNA of Schistosoma mattheei, 693 nucleotides long. The record is from the annotation of a GenBank genome assembly. Lineage: Eukaryota; Metazoa; Platyhelminthes; Trematoda; Strigeidida; Schistosomatidae.
AUGUCAUCAGAAAAAUCAUCAUUGGCUUAUUUUACAUCACAAUUUAUCGACCUAAUAUCAUCAUUUACAAAUUAUGGUUAUUGUAAAUCUGAUGAACGUUUCAUAUCACAAAGUGAUUAUGAAAUUUACCAAUUGUCUAUAUUAAUUUUAUUCAGUCUUAUUUUCACUUGCAUUUGUAUCUUUUACGGUUAUUUAUUUUUAUUCAUUAUGAUACAUCAAUAUCGAUGGAGAACAAAAUUUGGACCUAAAAUAAAAGUUAUUGAACCAAUAAAUACUCCUUUAACUUCUCCAAAACAUGAUGUUAUAAUUAAUAAACCAGUUAAACAAUCUGAUUUUAUUUGUUUUAAUCAUAAUAAUAGAUCAAGAUUUUUAAGUGUACAAUUAAAUCAAAUACAUUUAAACAAUGAACAAAAUCAAAAUCAAUUUAAUCAUAGUUAUAGUGAUUCAACAAUACAAAUCAAUUCACAAUCUAUACAUUUCAAUCAAUUAAAAUCAAUAAAAAAACAAAAUAAAAUAAAUCAAUCUAAACAAAUUAUUUCAAUUCAAAAUAAUAAUAAUAAUAAUAAUCAAUUAAAAUAUAAAUCAAUAAAACGAAAUUUAUUUAAUUUAUAUAAAAAAUCUAAUCAUCAUCAUCAUCAUCAUAUAAAAUUAACAAAUAAUCGACAUAUAAAAAGUGCAAUUACAUUAUUUUAA